Carassius auratus (goldfish) is the source of this 1266-nucleotide messenger RNA. Its product is annotated as regulator of G-protein signaling 21-like. The transcript is spliced from 4 exons. NCBI's taxonomy places the organism in Eukaryota, Metazoa, Chordata, Actinopteri, Cypriniformes, Cyprinidae. Bases 110 to 568 code for a protein of 152 amino acids. The record is from RefSeq and is a predicted model, not a curated record.
GUGACCCUGCCCAAAGCUUUGCAUGCUGAUUUCCAUGUGUUCCAUUCAUGCCAGUAAAUGUGUUUAGACCCUCCAGAGCCACACAGAGUCAGAGAGUGAAGGAGACUCCAUGCAGAAGACACCGCUGUCAGAGAUGGCCAUAAAAUUUUGUUGCUUUUCUCAGGAACCUGUUGAUGAUGUGUACUCCUGGGGUGAGUCCAUCGAGAAGCUUCUGUCCUGCAAAUCGGGACAGAUGGCUUUCCAGGACUUCCUAAAGUCGGAAUACAGCGAGGAGAAUAUUCUGUUCUGGCUGGCAUGUGAAGAAUACAAAAAGAUCAAGAGCGCACCAGAGAUGAUCAGCAGGGCAAACCAAAUCUACACUGAGUUUGUGCAAACGGAAGCACCCAGACAGGUAAACAUUGAUUCUGGGACUCGCACAAAUAUUACAAACAACAUCUCAGAGCCAACCCUCAACUCGUUUGACAUUGCACAGAAGAUGAUCUUCAGUCUAAUGGCGAGAGACUGCUAUCCCAGGUUUCUGAAGUCUGAUAUCUACCGGUCCAUUCUGCAAAAUCAUGGAAAGAGUUGACUUCAUAACGAAUAAUGAUUCAUGUACAUCAAGUUUAACGAUUGCCAGCAGUUUUUUUUUUAUUUUAUUUUAUUUUAUUUUUUUUGGUAAGCGUGACCUUUUUAGUUUUGGACUGAAAUAGCUCAUCGGUUUUCUUCAUUAUGUUGCUGUAUAAAGUUUUUUGAAAGAAAAGCCUGUUUACAGUGUCACAAUAGGAUCUGUUCUGUUUGUAUUCUGCUGUUGUCUCUUGUCUUGUUUUUCCUGUGCACAGAAAAUUAGACCAAAUAACUCCAUCUCAUUUUAAACAUGAAAAAGUCAUGCAUCACAAAAACGUGAGAAAUCAUUCUAUAUGGGAUUAAACAGAUUUGUUUUGGGGAUUUGUAACAAAUUCAGUAAUUUCCUGGUUAUCAGCAUACUGUUGAGGAAUCAAGAAUAAUAAGAAAAUGAUCAUUUGAAUGCUGCUUUUCAAACACAACUUGUAUAGCUAAUUCAUCUAAAGUUCAUUUCUAUAAUAGUGCAACUUAUCGGUCAGAACUUUUUUUUUUUAUAAUGUUAUUAUGAUGAUGAUGAUGACUAUGAUGAUUAUAGAUGAAAAUGAUGCAAUGUAUUUUUUUUAUUCUAAAGAAACUUUAUUGUUAAGGUUUUCUUAUGAUUGAUGUUAUGUCGUCAGGAGGAAAUUUGUACAAUUAUUAUUUUAAUGAGCCAUUUAUAUGUGACCA